CACACUCUGAAUGAUUAUUUGUCAUCAACAUGUUUCGGACCACCGUGUUGUCGUUCGACCAGAAAUCCGCAAGGACAAUCAACUUCCAAAUAGUGUGUUUAGUGUAGGUGUGUGUGUGUGUGUCUGGAUCCUUAUGAAUGUGCGUGCGUGAGCGCAACGUGUGUGUGUGUGUGUGUGUGUGUAUCUUUCUUCGCAGUUCGACCCUCAGGUGUGUAUGCUCACUGUUAGGGAGCGGGCCAGAUUCGGUCCACUCAACGUCAAAAAGGCUCCUUGUCCGGUCUUGCUAUUUGAUAGGGUGAGGUGUGUAUGUCAGUGUGUGUGGACGAGCCGAGAGGAAGGAAGGAAAUUAGGCGGCUUUGUCAAGGAUGAAUCGCUUCCGUCGUUCUUCCUCGCUCUUCUUCAUGAAGAGCGCGGGGCAGGGAGGGGUGUCGUCGUCAGUCGAAAGAAAGACGGACCUUUGGUGGCUCGUGUCAUGACCACCAAACAGAGGACAAGAGAGGCUAGUGAGAGCGACGACGAGACUGUUCCACAUAGCUUGUAAGCCGUCUGCCAUAAUUUGGACCGGUCUUGGACCACCCAACCAUUGUCAUCACCAGAGCCUGGCAAUAAAAUAAUCACAAGCCAUGAGUGCGUGACCACGGCUUUGCAAACUGAGCUUUUAUGGACUGAUUGCUCAGGAGGAAAAACAUGAAUAUCUUUAGGCACUCGCUUCAGAGCUCUGGCCUUCGUUCUAGAACUCCGUUCUUUGAAGCACCGGUGAGAUCUUGUUUGCGUCCAUCCAUUCAACGAUGAAGCCAAUGUAUCCUCAUUUGUGUCCUUUGUCCGUUAAGGGCCUUGAGUGUCAGUAAUGUGAUAGUGUUCCCUGUAUGUGUGCGUGAAGGAAACUUCCUUCCCCGGAUCUCAUGAACAUGUGUGCCCAGACACCUUUCAGAAACACCGUCCAGAAUCACAUUGUAAAACAUUCUGCGACAACCUUCAAUGUUCCCUGUCUGUCGGGCGAGACACCCUUUACGUUGUGGAUAUGCCAUGGUUAAAUGUGGAGCUGACUGAUGAGAGCUUAAAGAUGCAAAUCAGACAACAUGAGAAAGAGUCCUAUAUCAAUGUCAUUGAAAAAGUCCACGGCAAUGUCUUGGAAGAUAUCGUGGAUGCUUUGGAGGGGGAGUUUGUGGACUCUGAAAUUAGAGAUAUCAUCCACUUUCUCAUGCCCACUCAGAUGAAGAACCUCUCGUUCCUGGACACCUUAGUUCAAGAACGACGAGUGAUUUGGCCCAAAGAGAAGAGCAAGUUCUUCACCUAUCCCUGCCUGACAUUGUGCUGUUGCAAGUAUGACCACAAGAGAGGCGUGAUCGUUUAUGCGUCAAUUAUGACCCUCUUGUGCGUAAGCUUCAUCGUUGCAUUGGCCGUGUUUCAAUCCGAAAUUCCGAAAUUGGAGGAUCAUUUUUCUUUCACACUGCCGAACCAUUUUAAUGGGCUGAUUUUCGUUGUCUUGGGAUUGAAUGCCGUUCUCCAUGGAACUCUUAUUGUGGGAGCUUGGAGACAUAGUUGCUUGUGGAUUGCUCCUUGGCUUACGAUCUUUGGGGCUGAGACGCUCUUGCUUCUGGGAAUGAGCGUUAGAUACUCCUUGGCAUCGUUCUUGGAUGCCGAUUAUGAGCUGCUGGUCGUGGCCUCCAUCGGAUUAGUACUAUGGGGGUUUACCUGUUACUUCUGGUUUGUGGUGGCUGCCCUCUCGAUUCGAUACUACAAUUUCAUGUUCUCAGACGAAUAUUACGGCAUCCCAAAGCCAAGUCCUGGAUCGUCGGCCACUCAACCCUCCAACACAAUUGAAAUGACCCCCAGAUGACUAGAGACAUGCGGUUCCAGGGGAAGAUGUUCCGAACACUGGGUUUAAAUCUCGUCCUCUUUCAUCCAUCCUAUUCUUUCUGGUGCUCUGAUGUUCUUUUCUUCAGUUUCAAACCAAAUAAUAAGUAUUGUUAAGUGCCUCAGCUACCCCAAGUGCCUCUAGCGUAUUAGCCAAUCCUUCAUUCUCGCGUGUAUUUCCACCAUGAGAACUAUCAUAACAAAUACAUAAGCCUGUUCUGCUCGAUUUGAA
Messenger RNA from Tigriopus californicus, 2089 nucleotides. RefSeq lists its product as uncharacterized. NCBI's taxonomy places the organism in Eukaryota, Metazoa, Arthropoda, Copepoda, Harpacticoida, Harpacticidae. The record is from RefSeq and is a predicted model, not a curated record. The coding region runs from base 1022 to 1840 and encodes 272 amino acids. The transcript has 4 exons.